Molecule: messenger RNA, 3142 nt
Organism: Raphanus sativus (radish)
Lineage: Eukaryota; Viridiplantae; Streptophyta; Magnoliopsida; Brassicales; Brassicaceae
Product: small RNA 2'-O-methyltransferase
Exons: 10
Coding region: 172-2955 (927 amino acids)
Biological process (GO): RNA methylation; siRNA processing; piRNA processing
Cellular component (GO): nucleus; cytoplasm
Molecular function (GO): RNA methyltransferase activity; O-methyltransferase activity
Source: RefSeq, a predicted model, not a curated record
AUUACAAUAUACUCUACAAUCUUUUAGGAACAGAGGAUCGUGACCAAAACCACCGUCGUUUUGAAGUCAAUCUUCCCCUAUUUGUCCAAAACUAAACAGUUUUUUUUUGUUCCUCCUCCUCCCAUUUCGUAGAACACUAGUCCAAGUGAUUAAAAGAAGAAGUUACGUUUAAUGGCGGGUGGGGAGAACAACCAGGCUCUGUCUCCAAAGGCAACUAUACAUCAGACCUUUGGUGUUAAAGCAAGUUACAGAACGGAACAAGUUCGUGUUCCUUGUCAGAACGCUGGUCUCUAUCGAUGCCACUUGCAGCUUCCAGAAUUUUCCGUUAUAUCAAAUGUCUUCAAGACAAAGAAUGAUGCUGAACAAUCCGCUGCUGAAUUGGCUCUCGAGAAGCUAGGCAUUCACCCUCAGGAUGACAUAACGGUGGAGCAAGCUUGGGAUGAUAUCGUUCAACGCAUUAAGUAUAUAUUCUCUGAUGAGUUUCUUUCAGCUGAUCAUCCUCUUGGGAGUCACCUUAGAGCAACGUUGCAAACUGAUGGUGAACGUCGUGGUUCAGUUCCUCUUUCCGUCAUCGCUGCAUUUGAUGCAAAGAUCAACAGUCGCUGUAAAGUUAUCAAUCCUUCCGUGGAUCAAGAUCCUAUCUUGGCCAUGUCCUAUGUCAUGAAGGCUGCUGCAAAGCUAUCGGACUACAUUGUCGUAUCUCCGCAUGUAGCUUCACUCCGCAGGAAAAAUCCAUACCCUCCAGCUAUUGUAGAAGCUUUUGGACAUGGAGAAAGCAUACAAGUUGAGGCUGUGUAUACAAAAUGUGCCACUAGCGGUGAAGAGGUUGUUGAUCCGGUCACACUUGAUAUCUCAUCAGGUCGGUAUUACUUGGAUAUCAUCGCUAAAAAGCUUGGUUUGAAGGAUAGCAGCCAACUGAUUAUAUCCAGGACUUUUGGUAAAACUUCCUCUGGCUAUGAAUGUAGAGUAUACUCUGCCAUUCCUAAACUGAGUCCUGAUAAAUCAUCGAAAGCUUAUGGAAAGCGUCCAGUUGAUGAAGAAGAUCAAUCAUCACAUUUUAAUAAGCCUUGGAAUGCAAAAGCAAGUUAUGUUUGUGGUCAAGAUAUUCACGGUGAUGCGAUAGUGGCUGCUGUUGGUUACUCAUGGAGGUCCAAUGAUCUUGAACAUGAUGAUGUAACCCUAAAGUCUUUUUACAGGAUGUGUUGCGGCAUGUCACCCAACGGAAUAUACAAGUUCUCCCGACAAGCACUAAUUGCUGCGCAGUUACCCUUUUCAUUCACUACGAAGUCUACUUGGAGAGGUCCACUCCCCAGGGAGAUGCUCUCCAUGUUCUGCCGCCAGCAACAACUAUCUGAGCCUGUCUUCACAGUCUCUACUGCUCCCGUGAAACCACUCUCAGACAUCUUAAGAUCCAUCAAGAAGUUGAAAGACUCAGAGUCAGAUGAUAGCAACCAUCAGUGUGUAAACGAGUACGCAGGAUCAGAUGAUUCCUACAACCAUUACAACAGCAAGGACGAAGAGGAGCUACCAGUAUUAGAGAGUGGGUACAGAUGCGAAGUGAAGAUCCUCUCAAAGUCUCAGGACUUGGUUUUAGACUGUUCACCAGGGAGCUUCUACGAGAAGGAGAGCCAUGCUGUUCAAAACGCUUCGUUAAAAGCCUUGACAUGGUUUAGUAGCUUCUUCGAUGACCUGGAUGCUGACCCGGAACAGGGAUGUUGCUAUACGAAAGGACAAAUGAAUUGGAUGUUUACACGGAAUAUUAUGAUAAAAGGGAAAUUUCCAAGUAAUAAAAGAUAUGAACAGCCAAAGUCUGAGUCAAAGAGAAUGUAUAUGGAUAGCAAACGGAAGCGUGUUCAAACUAUACCAAAUGGUUCCUUGGUUAGCAUAUGCUAUUCUGUGUCUGUAGAGGUAGACUCUGACUUUUCGAAGACUGGUAAAUGUUUGAAAGAACUCAUAGAAAGCAAUGUAGAGAUGGAGUUUGAAGUAGGGAAUGGAUCCAUGAAUCCACAUCUUGAAUCAGUCGUUACUCAGAUGGCCGUGGGACAGUAUGCUUGCUUUGUAACUAAUUCGCCUGCGGAAGGGUUGGUAUUGGCUGCUGCCAAUGAUACUGUGAGAACUCGCUCACUCUUAUCAGAAAUCCCAGCAGGUUUGGAAUAUAGUGUGCGUUUGUUGGGAGUGAAAGGGCCGUCAGAAAAACGAGUUGAAGCAGUUUUUUUCAAGCCUCCGCUUACGAAAAAGCGUGUGGGAUAUGCAGUGGAACUUAUCAAAGAAUCAUCAGCUUCUACUUUGGUUGACUUUGGAUGUGGAUCUGGAAGUUUACUAGAGUCUUUACUUGAGGAGGUUCCAACUUCACUUCAAACCAUUGCCGGCGUGGACAUCUCACAGAAGGCUCUUGCCCGUGCUGCUAAGAUGCUAGACUCAAAGUUAAACAAGGGAGCUUGCAACCUCAAAUCUGUUAAACUCUAUGAUGGUUCUAUCCUCGAGUUUGAUUCCAGGCUGCAUGGCAUAGACAUCGCCACUUGCUUAGAGGUCAUUGAGCACAUGGAGGAAGAUGAAGCCUUUCAGCUUGGGAAAACACUUCUUAGCUUGUUUCGCCCGAAGCUUCUGAUUGUCUCCACACCAAACUACGAGUACAACAGAAUUCUUCAUAAGUCUUCUCUGUUUCACUCAAAAGACAAAUCCAUGUCACAGCGGUGUAAGUUGAGGAACCCUGACCACAAGUUCGAAUGGACAAGAGCACAGUUUAACCGCUGGGCAUCUAAACUCGCCAAAAGCAAUAACUACAGCGUCGAGUUCAGCGGUGUUGGAGGGUCUGGUAAUGUGGAACCAGGGUUUGCUUCUCAGAUUGCUGUUUUCAGAGUCAAGUCUUUCUCUGGAGUUAAAAAGGUCUCAAUGCAGCAGCCUUAUAAAGUCAUAUGGGAGUGGACAAGAGCAGAGGGAGAGAAAAGGAACUAGUCUUUGGUAAAAGAGUAUCAACCAGAAUAGUCUUGACUCUUGAACAAGUUUGUUAGUUUCUCGUUUGUGCUACUUCAGUUUAAAGUCUCCAUCUUUCUUCCUUAUUACACUCUUUGUUGUUUUGAAAAUUUGAAUCAUGUAACCUACUUAAGUUUUUAAAUUUCCUUUACCCUAAUAGCUAUAACAA